GAGCCGCCGCUAGCCCUAGAAGUCCAUUUAGGGUUUCGUUCAAGCCCAACUUCUUCUUCUUCUUCUUCUUCUUCUUCUUCCUUCUCUCGGACCAAAAUUCAAAUAAUAAAAUAUUAUAAGGGGGGAAAAAGUCGGAGGUGUAGAGCCUGAGAUCUGUGAUCGGAGGAUCUACUUCCUAAUGGGCAUGGAUACCCUUUCUGAUAACAACGAGCCACCCAGUUCUGAUCCACAAUCUAACAAGCGCAGGAGAAAGAAAUCCAUUGUGUGGGAGUACUUCACAAUCGAGACUGUUGACGCUGGCUGCACCAGGGCCUGCUGUAAGCAAUGCAAGAAAUCAUUUGCCUACAUUACUGGCUCAAAGCUAGCAGGCACCAGCCACCUUAAACGGCACAUUGCCUUGGGGAUCUGCCCUGUAAGCCGCCAUAAUCGGGAGAACAAUCAAUUAUCUCUAUACAACCCAGGCUCCGGAACUGAUGGUGCUGGUGCUGGUGCUGCUCCACCAAAAAAGCGGCAUAGAAUAACCCCUGGAGUUUCCAGCAUCCCAUUCGAUCAGGACCGUUGCUACCAUGAAAUUGCAAAGAUGGUAAUUCUACAUGAAUAUCCAGUUAAUAUUGUGGAACAUUCUGGAUUUAUUGAUUUUGUACGGACCCUUCAGCCUCAGUUUAAUAUGGUUAGCUUGGAUGCCAUUCAAGGGGAAUGUGUGGGUAUCUACUUGCGGGAGAAACAAAGCCUUCUGAACCUUCUCAAUGGAAGUCCUGGGCGUGUGAGCAUUACCGUGGACUUGUGGACUUCAGAUAAAAGUAUAGGUUAUGUAUUCCUUACUGGACAUUUCAUUGAUGCCAAUUGGAAGUUGCAUCGACGCAUCCUUAAUGUUAUUAUGAUACCAUCUCCUGAUUCAGAAGUUGCAUAUAACCACGCUGUUGUUGCCUGCCUAACUGAUUGGGGUUUAGACACCAAGCUAUUUGCUCUGACUCUUGAUCAAUCUUUUGCCAAUGAUUCUGUUAGAGAGAAUUUGAGAGGGCUGCUCUCCAUCAAGAAUCCACUUAUUCUCAAUGGCCAGCUACUAAUUGGAGAUUGUUAUGCCCGUGUUCUAAGUCGUCUUGCACGAGAUGCAUUAGAGUCAAUGAGGGAGAUCAUUAACAAAGUACGGGAAAGUGUGAAGUAUGUGAUAACUUCGGAGGAUAUUGAAGAAAAAUUCAUUGAGCUUAAACAACAGCUUCAGGUGCCUAGCAUGAAGAGUUUAACCAUUGAUGACCAAACAAAAUGGAUCACUACUUACCAUAUGCUGAUAGCUGCCUCAGAAUUGAAGGAAGUAUUUUCUUGCUUGGAUACUUCAGAUCCAAAUUACAAAGAAGCCCCCUCUAUGGAAGAGUGGAAGCAAGUGGAAACUCUUUGCACAUACUUGAAGCUUUUCUUUAAUGCUGCUGACAUUUUAACUGCCGCAAGUUACCCAACAGCCAAUACCUUCUUCCAUGAAGUGUGGAAAAUUCAGCUUGAACUGAUGCACGCAAGCAUGACUGAUGAUUCCUUCAUUAGUAAUCUAAUCAAACCUUUGCAAGAAAGGUUUGAUAAAUAUUGGAAGGACACUAGUCUGGUUCUGGCAAUUGGUGUAGUUAUGGACCCAAGGUUCAAAAUGAAGCUUGUGGAGUUCAGCUUUUCCAGGAUCUAUGGUGAGGAUGCUGAAACCUGGAUCAAGGUGGUGGAUGAAGGUGUCCAUGAGCUUUUUCUUGAAUAUGUAGUGCAGUCACUUCCUCCACCAACUUUUGUGUUAGAAGAGAAUGACAAUGGUGUCAAGAUAGAGGUGCCUCAUGACGGAAACCUUAUUUCUACUAGCGAUGGGCUUACCGAUUUUGAUGUCUAUAUUUCUGAGAUCGCUAGCAACCAGCAGGUGAAGUCCGAAUUGGAUCAAUAUCUCGAGGAAUCCUUGUUGCCCCGUGUACAAGAAUUUGAUGUCUUGGGUUGGUGGAAAUUAAACAGGUUAAAGUACCCAACUCUUUCCAAAAUGGCAUCUGAUAUUUUGGCAAUCCCAGUUUCUACUGUUGCUCCAGAUUCGGUAUUUGAUACAGUAGGCAAGAAGAUGGAUGGAUACAGGAGUUCUUUGAGACCUAUGAUACUCGAGGCCCUUGUAUGUGCAAAGGAUUGGCUGCUGUAUGGAUCUUCUGAGUUCAGUAACGCGAUUGUUAAAUUGGAAUUCUAGGCAUACAGUAUACAGGAAAUAUUUUUUAUUUUUUGUAGAUUAUGUGUCUUACCAUAUAAUACUGGUUUUCGUCUA
Diospyros lotus (date-plum) is the source of this 2272-nucleotide messenger RNA. Its product is annotated as zinc finger BED domain-containing protein DAYSLEEPER-like. NCBI's taxonomy places the organism in Eukaryota, Viridiplantae, Streptophyta, Magnoliopsida, Ericales, Ebenaceae. The coding region runs from base 179 to 2197 and encodes 672 amino acids. The record is from RefSeq and is a predicted model, not a curated record. Gene Ontology annotation, molecular function: DNA binding; protein dimerization activity. The transcript is spliced from 2 exons.